Molecule: messenger RNA, 566 nt
Organism: Raphanus sativus (radish)
Lineage: Eukaryota; Viridiplantae; Streptophyta; Magnoliopsida; Brassicales; Brassicaceae
Exons: 2
Coding region: 58-363 (101 amino acids)
Biological process (GO): regulation of mitotic cell cycle spindle assembly checkpoint
Cellular component (GO): anaphase-promoting complex
Source: RefSeq, a predicted model, not a curated record
AAAGUGGACUUUUCCUUUUCCCCGUUUUUUGUUGUUUUCUGAGAGAGAAUAAAAAUAAUGUUGCAGUUUCCGACGUUGAUGAGCCAGUUUCCGUCAUCGACGAAGACGAUCCCGGCGUCGCAUUUGCUACCUAUACAGUGGCCCCAGCCUCAGAACGAAGAGAUUCUUCUCGCCAUGGAAGAAGCUGAGUUCGAAGAAAAGUGCAACGAGAUAAGAAAGAUGAGUCCUAGCUUACCCGUAAUUGGAAAACCAGUCGUUGACAACCAUCAAGAAGAAGACGAUAAUGAAGCAGAUGAUGAUGAUGAUGAUGCAGACAAUGCAGAGGAAUCAGAUGGUGAAGAAUUCGAGCAAGAGACUGGUUGAAUGAUCUCUCCAUAUAUAAAAAAAAGUUUAUUGAUGACAUUAGCUUGAUUUUUGAGGAUACUUGUCUAAACCUUCUCGUGUCAAAACGACUGUGAUUCCGAGUUUGGAAGCUCGUCUUCCCUAACAAGUUGCAACGGUUUGGGUUGGGUUUGUAUGUGUAAUGACUAUCAGAUUUCAUGGUCUAUUCUCUUGAUGAUGACAUC